UCAUAGUCUUUCAAAAACUUCGAAAAUAAUAAUUAAAGAAAAUUGGAGAAAAUUUUAUUUAUAGAGAUUUAUUUAUUAGUCUCUUCAAUCUUCAAUCUCUCCCUCCCUCGACAACAACACAACAUUCAAAUCUCUCUGCUUCUCUUUCUCUUUCUCUGUUCAUCUCUAUUUUUUUUCUUUUCUGUAAACACUUUCUUUGAUUCACAUUCAAGAAGAAGAAGAAGUUCACAGUGGAAACCGCACAGCAAUUUUAGAUGAAAAUUCACUAAACCCAGAUUUCCUUUUCCAUUCUUUUACCCACUUGAAAAUGUAUAUAUAUGAUUUGAUGUAACUGAGAAAAAAAUUAUUUCUGGGUUUUCUUGGAACUUUCUUGAUGUGUUUUCUCAGUGGGUUUCCUCCUUUUUGCUGUUAGAAAAAAGGGGUUUGAGGGUUUGCGAGAAGAUAUUGAUAUGCAUUGUUUGUUAUGAAUUUGUUGCAGAAUAGGUGGAAUCUGAGUGUGCAAAGCUAGUGAAGGAUUUAAUAGGUGGGAUUUGAAAUCCAAACUCAUUUUCAGAAUACGAGGAAUGUGAGUGCAAACCAGUGAAAGAUUUAAUGGUGGUUCUUCCUUCUCCUUCUCCUCAAUCAGUCUAUUCAGAUUUGAAAUCCUGACCCAUAAUUUGAGUUCCAUGGGGUUAACCAACAAAGAUAAUGAAGGAGUAAGUCCAAGUAGAGUGGAGGCUGUUGGAAUGGAUACGCUAGGGAUUUCGUCAUCCCCCCACAAAGAGAAUAGGCAUAUGGAGGGCAUCAAUGAUUCUCAACCAUGGCGUGCCAGAAAAUUGCGUAGUCAUAUGCCUUCCCGAUUUGCAAAUCAACCAGCUGCGGAUGAGAAUGUGGCUACCAGAGAUAUUCCUACUAAAGCUACUGGUGAAAGCUCUGGGUGGUCGAAUAGUGAAGCCCGUCAGACUGGAUGCAAUGAGGGACCUCCUGCUACGUUGGAGUUCCAUGUUAGGUCUGAAGAUGGAAUCAACGUUUUUGUUGAUCUGAACUCGAGCUUAUCAGACUGGACAAAGAAGUUAAAGAGUGAACUUUGUAUCCAUCCAGAAAAGCUGAAUGCUAAGUCUAGAGUUCUUCACCACGAGCUUGGAAUUGUCAAUGAAAGUGAAGAACAAAUGAAAGCUUCAUUUCUUGGGAAUACGGCGGUAAACUUGAAAACAACAGGUGAUCCCAAGGUUACUGAAUCUUUCACAAGCUCAUACGUAAGAGAUAUUCCUGAAGAACAUAUAAUAUCUUCUGUAGUAAGUCCUAACAACGUUGCAGAGUCAACCCCUGUUAGGGAGAUUGAUUCAAAGGUUUCAUCUCUGUGCGGUGACUAUUCUCAGAAUUCUGUAGAUUUGAACAGUGACUCCCAUCUCCAAAAUGGCAACGAAACUUUUGUUUCUGCUGGCUCAAUAUUAUCUGAUAUAUCAGAUGGAUCAAAGAGUGAUAGCAAAUGUCCAGAAAGUGCUGAAACAUUCCCCUCGGCUUCGGUUUCUAGUAAACCAGAUCUUCCAAUUGUCAGCGAAUUCUUUAAGGAUGGAAUCUCGCUCAUUACUUCAGCUCUUGGGAACCCUGGUGGUGUGAUUCCUAUGUGCUCAACUGGUGAUUCAAUGGGGAUGCAAUCAUCAGAAGUUGCAAGUUACUCUAAUGACACCGGAAAAUGUUCACUUCAUAACCUUGACAGAUCAGAUUUGGACGAUCCAAUGACUAAUUUACAAACUGAUGAAGGCGGGUCAGAAAACAAGGAACCUGGUCAGAACACAAACAGUGACCCUCUAUAUGCAUCUUCUGAAGAAGGGGGAGGGAGCAACCCCAUAAGUGAGAAAGAUAGCUCAGAGUGUUCACAAAUUAAUAAGUUGUUGAAGAGGCCUUCUAACUGUUCUGAUAAUCCGGAGCCUGGAGGGCUUCAGAUGAGGCGAACCACAAGAUCCCAAGAGCGUGUGAGGAAAGCUGAGAGGAAAGCUAUACUCGUCUUACAAAAAAAUGCAAAGAAAUUUUUACCCAGGAGAUCUUCACCGCGGCUGGUCUCUCAGUGAUUCGAUCUAAUGGCUCUGACGAGAACUGGAACAGUGGGCAGAGUUCAGAUUAUGUUGUCUCUUCCUCUUAGUGCAGGCCAAACUUUGCAUGGUGUUCAAGCUAACCAUAUGAUACUUAGUAAGUUCUGGGAUUUGUUUGCUCAUAACUCAUCGAUUUUUUGAUUCAUCAGCUGAAAUUCAACUCAACCAAGGAGCCACGACACUUGCAUUUCAAUUUCCACAUUGUGAAUUUGUUUUGCGGUAUGUUGCAUAUAUGUUAAUUACCCUUGUAGCAUUUAUUUGUUGAACACAAAUUUCUUUCGAGGAUAAAACUAUUCAGGUUGGUGAUGUAUACUUAGGUUAAAGAAAAUGAACGUUAUUGAGGAUUUAACGUUGUCUUUGUAACACAUAAAAUCAGAACAUUCAAAAUGAAUCACAAUGUUUUAGUUUCUUGCA
Papaver somniferum (opium poppy) is the source of this 2486-nucleotide messenger RNA. RefSeq lists its product as uncharacterized. The record is from RefSeq and is a predicted model, not a curated record. Lineage: Eukaryota; Viridiplantae; Streptophyta; Magnoliopsida; Ranunculales; Papaveraceae. The transcript has 7 exons. The coding region runs from base 666 to 2051 and encodes 461 amino acids.